AUGUCCAAAGCAGAAAGAUUAAGCUUAAGGGAGGAAUCGCGACGUAUGUUCUACCAUGCCUAUGAUGCAUAUAUGGACAAUGCCUACCCUGCAGAUGAAUUAAUGCCAUUAAGCUGUAAAGGUAGAUGGAGGGGUGUUACUCCAAGCAGGGGUGACAUGGAUGAUGUACUUGGAAAUUUUUCCCUCACGCUAGUAGACAGUCUAGACAGUCUCGUCGUGAUGGGAGAUUUUGCAGAGUUUAGCCGGGCCAUUAAGUUAGUUAUUAAUGACGUCACUUUCGACCAUGAUAUCGUCGUGUCGGUGUUUGAGACUAACAUUCGGAUGCUUGGAGGCUUAUUGUCCGCACACGUACUAGCAAUGGCAUUGAAACCUGAUGUUCCUGCUUUGCAAUGGUACGAGGGUGAGCUUCUCACGAUGGCUGAAGAUCUUGGCCGUAGAUUGCUCCCAGCCUUUAAUACAUCAACCGGAAUCCCCCAUGGACGAGUGAACCUUCGACACGGUAUACGAGGGCUGUCAGAAUCGCGUGAAACAUGCACUGCCUGUGCCGGGACUAUGAUAUUAGAAAUGGCAGCCCUUUCUCGUCUCACCGGCAACCCCGUGUACGAAACAAAGGCUCAUAAAGCUAUGGACCGUCUAUGGAAAAUUAGGCAUAGGACUUCUGAUUUAAUGGGUACAGUCAUAAACAUACACAACGGAGAUUGGGUUCGGAAAGAUUCGGGCGUUGGAGCGGGAAUUGACUCUUACUAUGAAUACUGUCUGAAGGCGUACAUACUUCUUGGAGACGAAAAAUAUCUGGCCAGAUUCAAUAGGCAUUAUAAUGCAGUUAUGAAGUAUAUAAGUAGAGGGCCUAUUAUGUUGGCUGUUCACAUGCAUAGGCCGCAUCUCCAAUCGCGUAACUUCAUGGACGCUUUACUCGCGUUCUGGCCGGGCCUACAAGUGCUACUAGGUGAUGUCCGACCCGCUGUUGAAACACACGAAAUGUUAUAUCAGGUCAUGCAACGGCACACAUUCAUUCCUGAAGCGUUUACGUCGGACUUCCAGGUCCAUUGGGGUCAACACCCACUCCGUCCAGAGUUCCUAGAGUCCACAUACUUCCUCCACCGUGUAACCGGUGACGAUCACUAUUUGCAAGUUGGUAAAACAGUGCUCAAAGCACUUCAACAACACACAAGAGUUCCUUGCGGCUAUGCGGCUGUAAACGAUGUAAGAACAAGAAUUCAAGAAGAUAGAAUGGACUCGUUUGUUCUAGCAGAAACAUUUAAAUACUUGUACAUGCUGUUCGGUGAAGAUAAAGAUUUGCCAGUCAAGUUGGAAGAUUACGUACUGACUACUGAAGCACAUUUCUUGCCUCUCUCUCUAGCAACUGAUGGCCGGAACGGCUCUUUGCUAACGUUCAAAAUUGAUGAUGAAGAUGACGAUAAAUAUAGAAAAACGUGUCCAAACACAGCGUCCCUAGUAGCAGAAAAAGUGAGGCAGCCGAUGCGUCAGAUGUUAGGUUCCACCGCUGCCAGGCCUCCCGCCAGGCUCCGUCCUUUGAACGACCCGCGUCAGAUACACGCUCUGUCAGACAUGGGCAUAUCAGUACUAACACUGCCUGAUGGCAGAGUUCAGCUCUUGUAUACCACUAAUACGGCUAAAUCAGCUAAAGACGCAGCCGAAGGCCUAACAUUCAUGCGUGAGAUGUCCAAAUGGAAUACACUAAGCGAUACAGAGAACGGGGUGGUUGCAGCGGGUGUUAAAAUCAAUGACAAAAUAUUCCCCGCCGGUCCCGGCCAUUUUGGUAAGGACAUAUCCGGUGACGACAGAUAUUCGGGAACACCGGUAUUUGUCACCCCUUCUGAUGCAUGCUCACCGAUAGAGAAUAAGAAGGAAAUGUGGGGCAGAUUCGCUCUAGCCACCCGAGGAGUUUGUACAUUUGCACAAAAAGUUAGGAAUAUCCAAGAGGCGGGUGCGACGUUUGCGGUCAUAUUGGACAAUGUAAAGGACUCUUCAUACGAAAACACUGUACUUUUCGCGAUGUCCGGCGAUGGUAAAGAUGACAUCGAAAUACCCGCCGUGUUUCUAUUUUCCCAGGAAGGUGCCUACUUGACUGAAGCUUUGCAAGAGAACCCCGAACUUAUAAUGACAGUGGGAGAGUUAAAAUCUAUGAAGUAUCAGUUUGAAAAAUCUUGCGAUAACGGAAAUUGUGAUCCCAUUAUGAACGCGCCAUCCAUUCCGGCGGACCGUGAAUCGUUCGUUCAUCUGAAAAAAGUACUUAGUCAACUCGUUGCCCAAUUUGAGUUGUCAUUAUCUAACGAAGAACCUAUACAAUCCAAAUCCUGUAGUGAAGACAACCUCGACCUGCAAGUGUCCAAAGAGAAAUUCGUAAAUGAAGACCGUAGUGUCUGCACAAAUUGUAAUGAUAAGGAUAAAGACAACGAACCCACUGACAAAUAUGAGUAUGACAAGAAUAAAGCUGGCGACAUC
Messenger RNA from Brenthis ino (lesser marbled fritillary), 2466 nucleotides. NCBI's taxonomy places the organism in Eukaryota, Metazoa, Arthropoda, Insecta, Lepidoptera, Nymphalidae. The record is from the annotation of a GenBank genome assembly.